Cylindrotheca closterium is the source of this 849-nucleotide messenger RNA. The record is from the annotation of a GenBank genome assembly. Lineage: Eukaryota; Bacillariophyta; Bacillariophyceae; Bacillariales; Bacillariaceae.
AUGCAACGAGAGCAUGAAGUUAUGAACGAUUCAUGUCGAAACAACAAACAACGCAGUAAUUCAAGCGGUCAUUACAGUCAUGAUGAAGCUCGUAUACCUAUACCAGUGAGCUUGCAGCCUACCCCAAUCAACCUAGAUAAGAUCGUCCCAGUGGAGAGGGUUUCCAUACAGGCCACGAAAUGGAAUCUGGAUAGCAACUCAAUCGAAUACCUCAAAGGCCUCGCUGCUUCCAAAUCAUCAUCACCAAACUCGCAUCAAGACUCGCAUCAAGACUCGCAUCAAGACUCGAUCUCGCACAAGGCCCGAGCCUCGGGCGCUUCCACCAAGGCUGCUGCUGGCUAUCCAGACGCCACCCUUCUCCGACAAAAGCAAGUCGAUCAAUGGAAUAUUCGCUAUGCCGAACUCUUGGAAUUCCGAGAGGAACACGGACACUGCCUCGUACCUCUUCGGUAUCAACCGAACCGGGCACUCAGCAAUUGGGUCAAACGGCAGAGGUAUCAAUAUCGAAUAAAAUCGGAAGGGAAACAUUCCACCUUGAACGAUGAGCGGCAGGCUGCUUUGGAGAAACUUGGUUUUGUGUGGGACUCCCAUUCUUUGACAUGGGAAGAGCGGUUCCAAGAGCUUUCCGAAUUCCGGCGAGUCCAUGGACAUGCGAACGUCCCAAAAUCGUACAAAACGAAUCAACAGCUAGCCGUUUGGGUCAAGAGCCAACGGAGGCACUUUCGACUACAUUGCAACGGCAAGCCAUCGGCAAUGACAAAGGAACGAAUGGAGCGACUCAAAAGCUUGGGGUUUGUGUUCAAUCCGCGAUCACUCAAUCUGGAACGACAGCAGCAGGAAUUAACUUAG